UAUACAAGCCAUUCGUAUUAUUUCUGCCACACAUUCCCUUAAAAAAUGCACUCUUCUCCAAGUCAUCACCUCAUCCAGUCAUACGCUUCCCUCUGUCAAAAAUGGGUUCAAAUCCACUCCCAGCAAACUUUGGGGCCAACUUGGCCAAGCAAAUCCGUGAUUCUCUCCGAGCUGGGGGCAUCGGUGGCGGACAACCUCGAGGUGGUCGACCCGCAGGUCAAUCUGAUGGUCAGGCUGCCCCUCCACCGAAUUCCACUUCUAGACGACUCGCAUCUGGCACUGGGACCGAAGGGGGUCACCAUUUUGAACAGUGCACGGGAGACAUCACCCUCACCACGCAGGUCGUCGGCAAGAAGGCACUGACUCCCGACGAGGAGGCGAAAGCAAGACGUGGCGCGGCCCAACUUGCACGGUACGAAACGGAGGAAACUCGUGACAUGACGGAUGAGCAGUUACAUCGUCUCGUUUUGUUGGAGAAGCUGCGAAAAUUGAGGGGACUGGGACCGCGUGGCGUUAACGUGGAGGUAGCUCCCGAGCAGGUUCGUCGUCCAGAAAUAAUUCCUCCAGCGCCAGCAGCCCCCAACGUUCCACUGGGCGCUGUCGUAGAUUCCGAUACAGAAGACAUGCUCGACAGUGACAUUUCCGACCUUGAGAACGACAGCGAUGCCUAAUUAAUAUUAUAAUUUGAUGUGAAUGUUUGCAUGCGAAUUUAUAAAUUUUAAAUGGUUUCGUAUUAAUUUCCUGAUUAGAAACAUUAACAAAAUUGAUAAGUUUGAGUAAAAAAUUACGUGGUGUAGCAAUUUCUGCUAUUUUGUGGGUGCAAAUUUUUUUUAAAUAAAACUUUUCAACCUCCA
This is a messenger RNA of Folsomia candida, 854 nucleotides long. RefSeq lists its product as uncharacterized. NCBI's taxonomy places the organism in Eukaryota, Metazoa, Arthropoda, Collembola, Entomobryomorpha, Isotomidae. The transcript is spliced from 2 exons. The record is from RefSeq and is a predicted model, not a curated record. Bases 102 to 671 code for a protein of 189 amino acids.